UGAGUUGAUUCACACAAAUCCCGGUCUGGCGUCGCGACCAAUCGCGCUGAGCCGGUGACGCUUCGGAGGGGCCGUCCGUCCGUGCGCCUGCAUUCAUAAACGGAUGUGAUAAGUGUUGAAUGUACUGUACAGAGACGAAACUUGGACCAUGGCGGAAGAAGACGACACGAAAAUCCGGAUUUUGCAAAGCCUCCGAGGAAAGAUAUGCGAAGCAAAGAAUCUGGGUCCUAGCUCAGGGCCGAACCGUCUCCGUGACCUCUGCACCUUCUGUACAAUCAGUUUGGACCAGGAGGAAGUAUAUCGCACAAAAGUCUAUGAGAAGAGUGUAAGUCCGUUCUAUAGCGAGGACUUUUACUUCGAAAUCCCACGGCCGUUCCAAUGCCUGUCCUUCUACGUGUACGCCAAGAGCAUGUUCCAAAUAAGGGGGGAUAUACCUGUAGGGAAAGUAGCCAUCAGGAAGGAAGAUCUAUAUAAGUACUGCGGGAAAGAGAAUUGGUUUCAGUUGCAGCCUGUGGAUCCACACUCAGAAGUACAGGGGAAGGUUCAUUUAGAGAUGAAGCUGAAUGAACUGAUCACAGAGAACGGCUCCAUCUGCCAACAGCUUGUGGUUCAGAUAAUUGCAUGUCAAGGUUUGCCGUUAAUAAGUGGGCAGAACUGCGACCCGUACGCCACAGUAACACUCGUGGGGCCCGCCAGGUCUGACCAGAAAAAAACUAAAGUGAAGAAGAAAACCAGUGACCCUCAGUUUGAUGAGACCUUUCAUUUUGAGGUCACAAGGUCAAGCAGUUAUAAAGGGAGGUCACAUUUUCACGUGGAGGAGGAGGACAUAGAGAAACUAGAGAUCAAGGUGGAGCUGUGGAAUAAUGGUAACUUGGCACAGGACGUGUUCCUCGGAGAGACACGGGUAUCUGUGAAAAUCCUGAGAAAUGACCAUGUCCACAGAGCAUGGUACUUGCUGCAACCGAAAGGAAACGGUACAAAGUCUAAACCAGAUGAUCUGGGUUCUUUACGUCUGAAAGUAACGUACACGGAGGACAACGUCCUGCCCUCGGCCUGCUACACAGCCCUCCGCAACCUGAUGCUCAAAUCCCCGGACGUCAAGCCGAUCUCAGCAUCAGCGGCUCAUGUUCUGGGAGAUAUUUGCAGAGAGAGUUUGGGGUAUGAGGCACUGCUUCCUGUGGUCAGACUGCUGCUCCAUCACAACAGACUGCUGCCAUUUCUCACUUCUGUUGCCGCCCUGGAGCUGGAGAAUACACAAGAGGCCAACACCAUAUUCAGAGGGAAUUCUCUGGCCACCCGCUGCAUAGAUGACAUGAUGAAGAUCGUGGGCAAAAGUUACUUGACCGUCACUCUCAAACCUGUUCUCAAUGAGAUCUUCGAAUCAAAUAAAACCUGUGAGAUCGAUCCUGUCAAACUGAAAGAGGGCGAUAAUGUGGAGGUCAACAAGGAGAAUCUUCAGGGUUAUGUGCAUAAGGUUUUUACGUCUAUAACACAGUCCAGCUCCAGCUGUCCUCCCCUCAUGUGUGACGUCUUCAGGUCACUCAGACAGCUCGCGUCCAAACGCUUUCCAGCGGAUCCUCAUGUGCAGUACUCAGCGGUCAGUAGUUUCAUAUUUCUGAGGUUCUUUGCGGUGGCUGUUCUGUCUCCACACACGUUCCAGCUGAGAUCCCAUCAUCCUGACCCUGAAAUUUCCCGCACGCUUACUCUUAUCUCGAAAACCAUCCAGUCUCUGGGCAGCUGGGGCAGCCUUUCCAAGAACAAACUGUCUAGCUUUAAAGAAACCUAUAUGUACGAUUUCUUCAAGUUGUUCCAAGAAGAUGAAUGUAUAGAAAAAGUAAAAAAGUUCUUAGAUGAGAUCUCCUCUAAUGUAAGUAAGGAGUCCAGUGGAGUGGAGGACUCAUUUGUGCUGAAGGAGGGAGAGGUACAUAAGCGGGCCCAGGGCAGGAAGCGAAUAGGAAAGAAGAACUUUAAGAAACGCUGGUUACGAGUGACCAAUCAGGAGCUGUCGUAUCACAAGCAGAAAGGGAAAGAAGCACUGUGCGUCAUUCCUGUGAAAAACAUCCUCGGUGUCGAGAAACUGGAAGAAAGUGCCUUUAACCGCAAAAACAUGUUUCAGGUAAUCCAUUCAGAGAAGCCUCUGUACGUUCAGGCGGGGAACUGUGUGGAGACCAACAGCUGGAUCGAGGUUCUGAGUCAGGUCAGCCGCUGUAACGCGGGACGGCUCAGCACGUUUCACCCGUCCGCUCACGUGGGUGGAUCCUGGUUAUGCUGUAAGGAGCCCAAUGAGAACACCCCGGGCUGCAAACCCUGCACUGCGACAGUGUUGGCUAAUAUUCAACUGGACAUCGACUGUGACAGAGAAACAGAACGCAUUUUCUCUUUCUUCUCCUCCAACCGCCCCAGACUACAGAAGAUGGAGGAUGCCUGUGCCGGGAUGUCAGUGUAUCUUGGGCAGCAGGAGGAGUGCUCAGCCUUCACUAUACAGGACCCUAAAGAGACCUUCCGUACUAUUCAAGAGCUCGGAGAAGUACUGGAUGAUCUGCAGGCUCACCACGACUCAAAGGGGGCACUAACUGAUGAACCAGGCACUAUCGAAAAUCCUAUAGUUGGAAAGACAGCGUAACAUUGUGACGGCAGGACCAAGUGGUACUGACACAGCCACACCAGCAGGGGGCGCUGUGUUUGUCGACAUGGAGGAGCAGGACAGCGCUCUGAUCACGCUCAGAGAAGCGCUGCCGUCCCACACGUGACUGAGUCUUACCUCUCCGGCAAUGGCCUGUCUGGAGUUACGGUGUGCUUGGACAAAUUUGGCCAGUCGAGAGAGGAGUGGUGUGUCCGUGAGUCGCUAUCAUUGGAAAAAUCUAGCUCUUUUCUCUGUGUGCCUGUUCGGUGUCUGUUUUAUAUCAGUUCUUAAGAUCGUUUAGUAACCUCAGUCGCCAGUCCGCACAGUAAGGAAAGAUUCCAAUCACCUCUUAUCCAUUCCUAAACAGGCUGUGAAAGUCCAGACAGCAGGAGUUUGUCUGAGAAAUUAUAGCUGCUAAAAUAGUCUUUGAAAGAACUCAACCUUCACAUUUUUCUUUAUAAACCGUCAGAACACCGGUCGUCUGAUGUUUUGGCUAGUAAAAUAACCACGUCAAAGGGAAUCUUCAUUGUUAUGUUAUGUUCUUGUAGUAUCGUCCCGCUCUCACCCAUCCCUUUGAGCGUGUGCACGGUUUUCUAUCUGUAGUGGAUAGAAUUAAUCUGCCUUAUCAAUUCCGUGGAGGUACUUACAAUCCCACACUUGUGUAUGAAUUAGGGACUAAUGCAGAAGCACUUUAGAUAUUUGGAAUAUUCCAGAUGAGAUUGUUUUAGAUACGUCGUAUCAACCUUUUUUCCCGAUAUAUCGAUCAGUUACAUGAUCGACCCUUGUGUAAUGUUCUGUAGAUAACGUUCAUAUCCUGUAGAUUUUUACUAGCUAUUUUUCUUACGCCAAAGAUGUUGUUUUGUAGGUUUUCAUGACUUGAAAAUGGUAUAUAUGUAGUUUUUUAAAAUACUUUUAAAAAAGGAGAAUGGCUAUCUAUAUUUCACGGACGUACAUUUUGGGAGCAUCAAACAUUUUGAUAAACGUGAAGAAGAUUACAUUCAAUCUUGGUCAUUUUUUCCCCAUACACACAAGGACAUUUGUUUGGAUAUUUCAUCGAAUGCUGUCAUAAGCUCUGUUCCAAAACCUAGCGAGCUGCCUACAAAGGUGUGCUCGCAGCAUCUAAUUGUGUGAGUUCUGCCUUCUUUGCAGGGAAUGCGAUCCCAUCAUCCACUGCAACAAACUCAAAAGCAUUGAUACAGUAGAAACUAAUUUCUCAAUACGGGUGUAUGCUAUGAGCUGCUGGCUUAGCAACGUGCAAACAGUCUAUCUGGAAUUGGAUUUAAAGCUAUUUGUGUGACUUGCAAGAGACCGUGCUGUCUUAAGUGUCAGCCAGGCAGCUCGCUAAGGUUUUGAAUGGAGCUGUAAACAUAGAUUGCUUGAUAUGUAACAAUCACCUGCAUCAUGAUGUUGUGUCACAGUUGUAGUUUUGUGGUGGAAUUGUCAUUUCGUGCUCACCACCUGCUAUUUAUUACAGGUCUACACAUUCACGGUUGUUUUAAAAUGAUCCCAUUCAGGGUUUUUCUGUAACAUGUCUUUGCUGUAACAUUGGAGACUGUAAUGUUCUGCUUGGAGUACUUGUGUUUUGCAUUUAUUGUUCGUAGUCUAGAUCGAUGGUUCUCAACUGGAAGGUUAAAAAAUGUUCCACAAGUCUGUUGUUUAAGGGUCAUGGGAAUACACAACGUGAAAUGCAAACAAUAAAAAGCACUGAUAGUGAAUAGUUAAGAUUAAAGCAAUAAGCCCCAAGAAGACGUGGUUUACAGUGAAUUUAUAACAGCUAAGGGGCGUUGUUGGGCAUGACGCAAAAACCCCCUUAGCUGUUAUAAAUUUACUGUAAACCACGGCUUCACAGGGGUUGUUGCUUUUAUAAAACGGUUAUUCCAUAUUCAUUUUAAGGUUUAAUUUUGAUAAAAACAUUAUUCUUCUGGUCGCGGUUGCAACAAAGCGGUUGCUGAGCAACACCCAAAGUAAACAAAGGUGUAUGUUAGUAGAGUCAUUUACAACAGCUUUGAAUGCGGCUCAGCCAAUCAGAAUCAAGAACUGGAACCAUCCGUUUUAUAAAAAGUGAAAUAAAUAGAAGAAAGAAUGGCUCAACUUUUAAACUUAAAAAUAACACUCUUUGUAAUGAUACAACAAAUACAUAGGAAUGAACAUUUUAACAAUUCAGUUUUAUUCGUCUGUAAUUAUGAAAAACACUAGCAGUAUUUAACAAUAGCAUCACUUUUAUGGGCACUACAGAUCUGUGCAUUCUGUAUAUGUGUCAUUAUGUGCCCAGUGCACACUGUACUGUUUUGUUUACAAAUUGACAAUUUCUGCGAUUGAAAAGUCUAUUAAUUGUCAUCAUUUGACUUUGAUUGCAUUUGAGACUUUGAUAGCUCACGUGCACUAAAGAACCAAUCGACUGCUGCAGUCAGGACGUAUUGUUGUAGGCCUGGUUCCCUCAACAAAAUCCAUAAAGGACUUUUUUCUUGGAUUUUGGUUUAUUGCAGAAAAUAAGCUCUCUGACAGGGAUGUCACUAACAAUUAAUUUGGUGAUCGGAUAAUUAGUCAAUUAUUCUGACGUUAAAGUGUUUUGUUUGUUUGUUUGUUUUUUGUUUCAAAAAAUAUAAAAAUAGACCUAAGCGGAAAAAAAAGUCUUUAAACAUUACAUAAUAACAAUGAGGAUAUAAUAAUUGGUUCAAAUAAAAUGUCAAAAGCAAGUAAUAUUAUGGCUUUACUGAGCAAAACAGAUUGUUUUUACACUUUAUAGCACAAUCUAAUCUUUGUUUAAUAUUGACUAAACAACAUUUAAUUCAAAUGUCCACAAAUCUUUAAUAUUUGGCCACUUGUUUGUGAUAGAGAUGCUACAGCCGCUGUCAUUUCUUGAAGAAGAACAUUAAAACAUGCAAGCUCAGAGCGAGAGUUUGAACUUUUAUUUUAAGGUCACAAUGAACAAUUAGCAUAUUUAGAAAGAUAAUGAUGCAUUCUCCUGUGUUGCCGUAGGCUUUUAAAUGAUUUACCUUAUUUACCUUACCAUUACAAGCAACUCAGACUCACAGCAUAUACAGAGAUGGAGCUUGAGACUGUCUGCACAUGUAAAUGAUAAGUGUUUGUGUGGAGCAGCAUUUACUGCGAACGUAGCUGAAACAAACGCAUAGAAAUAAAGAACAUAUUAAACCGCAGCGCAUAUAUUUAUUUGAAUGCAGCCUUCGUGACUUCACAAUAGCACUGUGCUUUAUUGUGAUUUUUAAUUGGUUUUCAUAUUUCACGCAGCCUUAGAAAACAGUGUAAUAAUGCUUUUCGUGGAUUCCUGUCCAUGGAACGUGCAACUUCCACAGGCAAAUCAGUAAUCGUGUAUUGUUAAUCGGUGAAAAAAAAUUGUGACAGCCCUACUCUUUGACCAACAAAGCAAUAAGCCCCGUGAAGCUGUGGUUUACAGUGAAUUUAUAACAGCUAAGCCUCUUAGCUGUUAUAAAUUCACUGUAAACCAUGGCUUCACGGGGCUUAUUGGUUUUCUAAAAAUGGUAUUCCAUAUACGUAGUAAGGUUUCACAAAAUAAAACAGAGCAAAUAAAGUGUAAUGAUAUUAAUAAAAACAAUAUUCUUCCGCCAAACAAUGUAGUUCCUCAGAAACGGUUGUGGUUGCAACAAAGUAAAAGCUUUAAAAAAUUACAAGGGGGUUUUACUGAUUUAAUAAAACAAAUGACAAGAUCUCAUUUCAUGCAUUUAACCAAAAACCAGCUGAAAAAAAAAUAAACAUUGACUUGAUGAUAGAACGGGAAGUGCUAAAAUGGUAACUUGUUCUGGGUUUGGCCUACAAAAAUAUAUCAUCCCUGCAGCAGUCUAUAGGACUGAUUGGUUUUGAAGAGAAUGUUUUCUAUAAGUAUAAACACCUGCGUGAAAGGAUUUUCAAAGUGUGCCACUUGCAGCGUUUUCCUUUACAUUGCAUUACAGUUGUCCCAAAUGAUAAUUUCAUCCAGAAAUGGCUUUCUCCAGUCUGGAUAUGGAUAUGUGAGUCUUUAUAAAUUCACUGAGUUGAUGACAUCUGUCAUUUAUAGAAGCUCACCAGAUCAAGCAGAUGCCAGCAUGGACGGAUUACAUUACGUACGGGUUACAGUGAGGACAUGAUUUGUCGAAACCACAACAUUUUGGCUGCUAAGAGCAUGAAAGCCUUGAAAGACUGUGUGAUACACAAUUUUGGUACAAUGUUGGUUCACCAACUGAUGUCCAAUAUAAACACAAAACCACUUGAGAACCACUGAUCUAGACAAACUAAAAAAAGUCUAACCUGUUAGUAUGUGACAUCAAGUUAAAGUGUACUUAGCAUGAUCAUUUUGCAUUCUUUAGCAAUAUGAGAGAAGAAUAUGUGAAAAAUGAUCAUUGGGGAACGUAGGAACCAGCAAGUGUUGCUUUCUUUGACUUUGGUAUUUCGGAGAAAGCAAACUUGAUUUCUGUCACACCUCAGUUUAGAUGUCAAAACACUCUAUUCUGAACAAACACGAGUAAGACGACAGAACAUCAGUCUACAUUUGUGAAAUUUUAGUGCUGUGCCUCCCAACCAGAUUUAUAUUUUUGUAAUCAUGAAAUUUUGAAAGCUAAAAGAUUGUAUUGAGCAUCGCUAAAGAGGCCUGGGAAACAAUUUGCCAUUUCAGCACGAACAAUUAUGCAACAUUCACCAUCCACUCAUGGUGUCAGAAUAUAUAUAUAUAUAUAUAUAUAUAUAUAUUUGUAUUUGGUCCUUGAGAUACGUCCAAUUUGUGUGUAUUUAUCAUUUCUCACGUGUGAUGUGUAGAUGUUCGUAGCACACUGUGAACUGAAUGUUGUCAUGAUCUGUUGAUGCAUUGGUUGAAUGGUACGUGGAUGCUCAUCUGGUACUCCGAGGCUCCAGUGAGCUUUAGUAGAAAUGUGGUACUGAUCAUCCUCACUUCAUAACUGUGGUAGAGCCAAAGGGCCGCGUGGGCUCGCUUAGCAUUGCGGUGAUACCGCAGACCUCCUCCAUUGGCUAGACUUGUCGGAUCGAAUUUAGUGGUUUGUGCGUAUUCACGUAAUUCCCGGCCGUCGCUGAACUGGGCAUAUUUUCAUCUCGUGUAAACACGCAGAGACCAUUACAACCAGCAUCCAGUGGCCUUUAAGACCCCCGACCCGGAUUCUUCUUUAACAUUCCCAAUUUAGCACUUAUUGAGUCGACGGAACAAUGUCAUUUUUCAUUUUCUUGAAGUCUCGAAUGUAUAUCGGUACGAUUCUAACGUUUCAAACCAUUAUGUGCUCCUGUUAUUAUGAUGUUUGUGCUCGAAUUCCACCCCGUUGCUGUAAUUGGGUCUGCAAGUCGCCUUUUGAAAACCUUGUAGUUUAAAUGCAUUUCUUAAAUUAUUAUAUUUUUAGAUCAAUAAUGUAGGUCUGUAAAACUGCUAUAAAUAUUUGCACAAAUUUGACCACUUUUUGUUUUUUUUGUCUACCCAUUCCCAUUCCUCUUCCAAUGUAUUACUAAUUGUACUGGACAUGUUUGCUUCAUUUUGUUAUUUAAAUGUUUUUAUACCAUUAUUUUCACAAUACAAGCUCACAUAAUUCCUGUGUUAUUAGUUCUGUGGAAUUAAUUUGCAAUAAAUAUAUUGUUUGUGUGA
This is a messenger RNA of Labeo rohita (rohu), 8219 nucleotides long. RefSeq names its product RAS p21 protein activator 2 (gene rasa2). Bases 149 to 2623 code for a protein of 824 amino acids. NCBI's taxonomy places the organism in Eukaryota, Metazoa, Chordata, Actinopteri, Cypriniformes, Cyprinidae. The transcript has 24 exons. Gene Ontology annotation, biological process: regulation of GTPase activity; intracellular signal transduction. The record is from RefSeq and is a predicted model, not a curated record.